UGACCUACUAUAUUUACCUUGUAAAUGUGCAUAGUCCAACAGAGCUCGUUUUUAUUUAUUCUCCGCGUAUAAUCUCAUGUUGUUGUGACCAUGGCGAACAUGCAGCCAAUUUGCGAAUAUGUUGAAACCCAACCUAUGCGCGUUUAACGUAGAUGACACGGACGCACUUAAGCUUGGGGGCCUUACCCUUCAAAUAACCAUUAUAUAAACAGCAGUCACAUUGCGCCGACGGCAGUUGUGUGGAACUUUGCGCUCUGUCUUUCGUGAACGGCGCACGUCCGUGCAGCUAUCGCUAUGAGUUCGCGUCCUAAUAUUUCAUGUUUACAAGAAGCCAAAAGAGUGGCUAUUUUUGGAGGCACACAUGGAAAUGAGAUGUCCGGCAUUAUGCUGGUAAAUAUGUGGAUACAAAAUGCAGCCGAGAUAGAAAGAAACAGACUGGUGACUAAGCCGUUCAUAAGCAACCCCAGAGCAGUGGAGAAAUGUACCAGGUACAUCAACACGGAUUUGAACAGAGCCUUUACGCCCGAGAACCUCAGUGCUCAAGAUGUUCAAGGGCUACCAUAUGAAGUCCAGAGGGCCAAGGAAAUCAAUCAGAAGUUCGGACCCAAAGGAAGCUCAGAUGCAUAUGAUGUCAUCUUUGACCUUCACAACACGACCUCAAACAUGGGCUCCACCCUCAUUCUGGAAAGCUCAACAGACCUCUUUAACCUUCAGAUGGUGCAUUAUAUCAAAAAAGUUAUGGCCCCCCACACCUGUUCAGUACUAUUAAAUGAACACCCACAGCUGAAGUAUUCAACCACACGUUCUGUGGCCAAACACCCAAUUGGUCUUGAGGUGGGCCCUCAGCCACAGGGGGUUUUGAGAAGCAAUGUAUUUGAGUCCAUGAGGACGAUACUGAAGCAUGCUCUGGACUUCAUCGAGCUUUUCAAUAGUGGUGUGGAGUUUCCUCCAUGUACAGUGGAAGUUUUCAGAGUCCAGGAGAGAAUGGACUACCCCAGGGACACCAACGGCAACAUCACAGCUAUGGUGCAUCCUCAUCUACAGGACUGUGAUUGGGAGCCUUUGAACCAGGGUGACCCUAUGUUCCUAACUUUCGAUGGGAGAACAAUCCUUUAUGAAGGUGCCAGCACAGUAUACCCCACGUUUAUUAAUGAGGCUGCCUAUUAUGAGAAACAGCAGGCGUUCAUGACCACUUGUAAAGAAAUACUGGCUGCCAAUGCAAUCAGAAAAGCUUUCAAGUAAUGUUUUCUCCUAAAAAUGCACUGUACUUAAUGUAAAAGCACUUAAAACAACAUUUCUUAUUUUA
Messenger RNA from Rhinichthys klamathensis goyatoka, 1306 nucleotides. RefSeq names its product aspartoacylase (gene aspa). Gene Ontology annotation, molecular function: hydrolase activity, acting on carbon-nitrogen (but not peptide) bonds, in linear amides; hydrolase activity, acting on ester bonds. NCBI's taxonomy places the organism in Eukaryota, Metazoa, Chordata, Actinopteri, Cypriniformes, Leuciscidae. The transcript has 6 exons. The record is from RefSeq and is a predicted model, not a curated record. The coding region runs from base 295 to 1242 and encodes 315 amino acids.